AUGUCUCUUCUGCCAUACUUUUUCGACGAUUGGGGUUAUGGACGUCCACGCCGAGUUUUAGACCAGCAUUUCGCUUUGCCGUUGACUCCCGACGACCUUCUAUCCGUUGCUGCCGGACCAUUGCUUACUCGAGAAUACUACAGACCAUGGCUAAACCUUGCAGCGGCCGCGAAAGAUCUCGGUUCUAGUAUCAAAGCUGAUGCAGACAAACUACAAAUCAACUUGGACGUUCAGCAUUUUGCCCCCGAAGAAAUAUCCGUGAAGACCGCAGACGGAUAUAUUGUGGUAGAAGGAAAGCAUGAAGAGAAGAAAGAUGAACACGGCUAUGUUUCAAGACAGUUCGUAAGAAGGUACGCAUUACCUGAAGGUACUCAACCCGAAAUGGUGGAAUCAAAAUUGUCAUCGGACGGUGUUCUUACAAUAACUGCGCCGCGGAAGGUUCCAGAAUCUAUCAAGGGUGAAAGGAAGGUACCGAUAGCACAAACUGGUCCGGUUCGUAAAGAAAUUAAGGAUCAAAGUGAAGGUACCAGCGAUCACAAAGAAGGAAAGUGA
Molecule: messenger RNA, 552 nt
Organism: Parnassius apollo (apollo)
Lineage: Eukaryota; Metazoa; Arthropoda; Insecta; Lepidoptera; Papilionidae
Source: the annotation of a GenBank genome assembly